AUGGCCAUCUCAUCCACCAUCCCCCGCGGCGACGUCACCGCAACCCUCAACUUCUACCAACCCCCUUCCGACGCCUCAACCCCCUUCAACUACGUUGACCAGCCUCCCAAGGGUCAGCCCCAGCGCAACUUCUCCGACAACCCCCAGCCCACCGUCAUCCACGAUGUUCGCGGCCGUGAGACCGACUUUCAUCUCGACCAAGACGCUUUCCAGGUCAUCAGGAACGUCCCCGAGUCCAGUGAGGCCGAGUUUGUUGACGACGACUCUAUCAAGGCAAACUACUAUCCAGAGGUUGAGCAGCUACUCCUUGAUAAUGUCCCUGGGUCAAACCGCGUCUUCAUCUUUGACCACACCAUCCGCCGUCAGAAGCCAGACGCUCAUCGAGCUCCCGUAACUCGUGUGCACAUCGACCAGACCGCAGCGGCCGUCGCUCAGCGAGUCCGUCGGUACUUCCCCGAUGAGGCAGACGAUCUUCUCCAGCGUCGAUACCGCCUCAUCAACGUCUGGCGGCCCCUGAACAAGGCUCCCCUCGAAGCGUUCCCACUGGCCGUGGCGUCUUCUGCCUCGGUUCCGGACAAGGACGUUGUUCCCGUCGAGCACCGGUAUCCCGAUGGUUAUCAAGGCUGGACUGCCGCUAUCCAUCACAACCCAAACCAGAAGUGGUAUUACCUCAGCGGCAUGACGGGUAGUGAGAGACUACUGCUUGAGUGCUUCGACAGUGAAUCUCUAAAGCCCGGGUCCAACAUCGGUGGCCGUGUUCCUCACACUGCAUUCCAGGAUCCAAGAACCAGGUCCGAUGCCGAGGGUCGUGAGAGCAUCGAGAUCCGGGCCUUGGUAUUUGGACCCUGA
This is a messenger RNA of Fusarium falciforme, 849 nucleotides long. RefSeq lists its product as hypothetical. The record is from RefSeq and is a predicted model, not a curated record. Lineage: Eukaryota; Fungi; Ascomycota; Sordariomycetes; Hypocreales; Nectriaceae. The transcript has a single exon. Bases 1 to 849 code for a protein of 282 amino acids. Gene Ontology annotation, molecular function: oxidoreductase activity.